Messenger RNA from Vitrella brassicaformis, 948 nucleotides. The record is from the annotation of a GenBank genome assembly. NCBI's taxonomy places the organism in Eukaryota, Vitrellaceae.
AUGCCUGUGAUUCCAGAGGAUCGCCGCCGCACGUAUUGGGAGGUGCUCGGGUUGAAGCCCGGUAGCAGUUUUGAUGAGAUCAGGAAACAGUACAAACGACUCGCUCUGGUGAGAAGCGGCGCCGCUAGCACAAGAGAAGGGGUGCAGCGUAUCGCGCGGCAUGCGGGGCUCUGUGUGUGUGUGCAGAAGGUUCAUCAGGACAAGCCCGGCGGGUCCAAGGAACAGUUCCAGCAAUUGUCCGAGGCCUACGAGUUCUUCAAGGCCGAGUUUGGCAGCUGCCACUGGACAGACGAAACCCUCAAGGUGGGCAGCGCAGAGGGCAUACACGUGGCUGUCCGCUGCGAUGAGUGAAUGAUGCAUUCCUCCGUGUCUGUGUGUGUAUGUUUGGUGGGUCAGAGGAAGGCGGAGGACCUGUUGGCCGAGGUAGGUAGGGGGGGAAGGAAGGCACCACGCUCUUCGCAUUCCUCAUGCCGCCUUUCUUCCAAUGUGUGUGUGCACCACAAUUCGCAGUUGCGUGAGAUCAUCCAGAAACUCCAGGAGGUCAUCGACGAUCGGACGGGCGACGACGCGUACGAGGCCUGCAUGGCCCUCAGGGCGGCCAACGAGGCACGGCAGAAGAAGAGGGAGGAGGCCAUCAACAGGCGGCGUGGCGAGCAGCAGAAGCAGCGGGCGUUGGACGAGCAUGACCUGGGCAUCGAGGCUACAGUCGCUGCCUACAUCACGGCCAACUACGAGCUGCCCAAGGACGGUGCCACCACCAAGACGAAGACCACCCACCAGCACCGAGGGCAAGCAGAAGCGGGCGAGCAAGGCCAAGCAGGCGGGGGAACAAGGGGGUCUGGGAAUUCCUCGGCCCCUUCUCCGUCCGCUGCAGCCCUUGCCUUUAUCGUUGCCUACAUUUUAUAUUCGGUUGCGAUCGUUUCCCGUGGCAUGUGCUUUGGUGAGUGA